This is a messenger RNA of Pteronotus mesoamericanus, 2969 nucleotides long. RefSeq names its product scratch family transcriptional repressor 2 (gene SCRT2). NCBI's taxonomy places the organism in Eukaryota, Metazoa, Chordata, Mammalia, Chiroptera, Mormoopidae. Gene Ontology annotation, molecular function: DNA-binding transcription factor activity, RNA polymerase II-specific; RNA polymerase II cis-regulatory region sequence-specific DNA binding. Gene Ontology annotation, biological process: regulation of DNA-templated transcription. The record is from RefSeq and is a predicted model, not a curated record. The transcript has 2 exons. The coding region runs from base 77 to 1000 and encodes 307 amino acids.
AUCGCGCCCGGCUGGCCGCCUCCCCCCACCGGGGCCCCACGCAAGUGCCCCCGCCGAGCCCCCCGCCAGUCGCAACAUGCCGCGCUCCUUCCUGGUAAAGAAGAUCAAAGGGGAUGGCUUCCAGUGCAGCGGGGUACCAGCCCCCACUUACCACCCUUUGGAGACCGCCUACGUGCUGCCUGGCGCCCGGGGGCCGCCCGGGGACAACGGUUAUGCCCCGCACUGCCUUCCUCCCAGCAGCUACGAUGUGGACCAGAAGCCGGGCCUGGAGCUGGCACCCGCCGAGCCUCCGUACCCGCCGGCGGCGCCGGAAGAGUACAGCGACCCCGAAAGCCCGCAGUCCAGCCUGUCGGCGCGCUACUUUCGCGGGGAGGCGGCCGUGACCGACAGCUACUCCAUGGACGCCUUCUUCAUCUCGGACGGGCGCUCGCGGCGGCGGCGGGGCGGGGGCGGCGGGGACGCAGGGGGUGCGGGGGAUGCCCCGACAGCCGCGGGGCGCGCGGGGCGUGCGGGGGCGCCGGCGGGCGGUGGGCACCGGCACGCGUGCGCCGAGUGCGGCAAGACGUACGCCACGUCCUCGAACCUGAGCCGCCACAAGCAGACGCACCGCAGCCUGGACAGCCAGCAGGCGCGUAAGUGCCCGACGUGUGGCAAGGCAUACGUGUCCAUGCCCGCGCUGGCCAUGCACGUGCUCACACACAACCUGCGCCACAAGUGCGGCGUGUGCGGCAAGGCCUUCUCGCGGCCCUGGCUACUGCAGGGCCACAUGCGCUCGCACACGGGGGAGAAGCCCUUCGGCUGCGCGCACUGCGGCAAGGCCUUCGCCGACCGCUCCAACCUGCGCGCGCACAUGCAGACGCACUCGGCCUUCAAACACUACCGCUGUCGCCAGUGCGACAAGAGCUUCGCGCUCAAGUCCUACCUCCACAAGCACUGCGAGGCCGCCUGCGUCAAGGGAGCCGAGCCGCCCCCGCCGCCCCCAGCCGGCCCCGCCAGCUGAGCCUCCCGCAUCACCCCUGCGCCCGGAACUCGCUCUCCACGCGCCCGGGCCCCCUACCUGUGCCGUCUCCAACCCCCAGCUGCGUUUCCCUGCCCACUACCCUCGUGGGGUACCCCCUCCCCGCCCCGAACUUUUCUCUCCUGUCCUAGACCCAUAACUCUCCCGGCACUGUCUUCCCCAGCGCAUCCUGACCCGAAUGUCCUUUCCGGCUCCCAACACUCGGACCUUGAUCCCCCUGUCCGCCCCCUCAAGGCUCCCAACUCAGGCACCAGGUCCGUGCCCCUCCCGGGGCUCGGAGCCGGAAUUUUCUCCCACCCAGACUCUGCAGCUUUCCCCUUCUAACGUUCAGACCUUUCCUCUCACUUCUCAGCUGAGUCGCUGUGACCACUCUUCUAUGGGAGGCCCCAGCCUAAGGCCCAAACCUACCCUUGACUGUCACGCCUGCCGCCUGCCUUCGUCUUCCAUCCACACUCGGAUGCAGGGCCUGCAGCCUUUAAGCCACAUUCCAACGCCCGGCCAUCCCUCGGGCCUCUUUGCUGAGUCUCUUCCGUGUCAGCCCUCAUCCCCUCCACACCCGGGCCUUGGGCCAAACGUUCAGACACAGCCGCCACCCACCCACCCUCUUCAAUCCCGGGGGUCCUUCCCAACCAUCCCCUGCUCCCUCCAGACCCCGCAUCCCUCUAGCAUCUCUCACCCCUCAGAGUUCUCCUGACCUGGGGCAGACUGGAGGGGCAGUUCAGGCCCCACCCCCUAAAGUAGCCCCUCUUUCACCCCAGGACAGCCUCUCCCUGGGCUUCCAGACUCACGCUGCCCGAUCCCGAUUCUCUGAGCACUUUCCCACCCCUAGGACUGCAGGUACCCCCCCCCCUUAUUUGUUGCAGGGAGGUCUGGGGCACCUCACAAAUGCCCUUCCCCUGUCUGUCUGGGCCUCCCCCGUUAUUUAUUUGUGUAUUUAUUUAUUUAUCUAUUUAUUAUUCUAUUUAAUCUCUUGUCCUCACCCAGGGACGGUCUGGCUUCCCCAGCUGGACUGGGAGGUCAGGGAGCCAGACAGGGAGAGGGACAGCGAAGGCCAUAGAGGGCUGUCCACCCCACCCCACCCCGUCUUGGGGAGUGAGGGUGCAGCCCCACCCUCAUGAGAGCCUGAACUCACUGCGGAAGGAGGCACAAAAAUGGGAGGCUGGCCUGCUGACCCUCAGCUGGGGGGAGGGGGAGGUGUCAGGAGGUCCAGGCAUGGGGCAGGUCCCCUCCCUCCUGAGCCUUCCACUCCCGCUCCAGGGAGACCGGAGAGAGGAGCCUCCUCUUUUGUUUCCUAUGUAUUCCUCUUGUCGAGGGACCCCAGGUUCCAGGGACCGACUGAGCCCCGGACCCCGCUGGGGCCUCCCUCCCGCUUCGCUCCCCGGGAGGAGCGCUCCCUCCCGGCCACGUCUAUGCAACUCUCCUGGGCAGAGGGGCCGGGGCUGCCAGUCGCCCCCCGUCGGCCGCCACUACCUCCCCAGCCGCGCUUUGGCAUGCCCGGGCGAGGACCGAAGCACACACCUCCGCGCUUACGGGGCCGGCCCUCUCGGCUUUAAGCACACGCCUCUGCCCCAUCGCUAGGCGCCCACCCCGGGACAGGAGUCCUGGAGCCUCCGACCCUCCCCCUCUGCCCCUAUCCACAAAGGAGGGUGGAGACUGGAGGGGGCCCUGCCGCAGGGCCCCUUCUCUAGGGCUUCCCGGCUCCAGGCCCACCCGGAGAGAAGGCAGCAGGGAUGGGGGGGAGGAAAAGGCGUCGCAGAAGCAAUUACGGAGGGUGUUGACCCUGUAAAUAGGAACUUCCGACAGCAAUAAUUUUCCAUGCAUGCUAGCCUUUUGGCCAUAUUUUGUAUGAGCGCUUGGCGCUCCCCCUCCCUCCUCCUCCCCGUCUCCUGACCCAGACGCCCCAUUCCUUCCUCACCUCCAGCAGUAUUACUUGUAACGCAAUUCAGGGAUA